CAGCUGUUUGAGCGCGAGCCGCGCGCGCCGCUGCACAGGGCGGGGGAUCGGCCCCAUGGAGUCUGCGGCCCCCAAGCAGCCGCCGCCGGCCGGGAAGAGCAGGAACCUGCCCUGGGUGGAAAAAUAUCGUCCUCAGACACUGAAUGACCUAAUUUCCCAUCAGGACAUUCUGAGCACCAUUCAGAAGUUCAUCAGCGAAGAUCGUCUGCCUCAUCUUCUCCUCUAUGGACCGCUUGGCACUGGCAAGACCUCCACAAUUUUGGCAUGUGCUAAACAGCUCUACAAAGACAAGGAAUUCAACGCCAUGGUUUUGGAGCUGAAUGCUUCAGAUGACAGAGGAAUUGAUGUCGUCAGAGGACCCAUCCUGAGCUUUGCGAGCACAAGGACAAUCUUUAAGAAAGGUUUUAAGCUUGUGAUCCUGGAUGAAGCAGAUGCCAUGACCCAGGAUGCCCAGAAUGCCCUAAGGCGAGUGAUUGAGAAAUUCACUGAAAACACCAGGUUUUGCCUGAUCUGUAACUACCUCUCCAAGAUCAUCCCUGCCUUGCAAUCCAGAUGCACAAGGUUCCGCUUUGGCCCCCUGACUCCAGAACUCAUGGUCCCCAGGCUGCAGCAUGUCAUCAAAGAAGAGAUGGCUGAUGUAAGUGAAGAUGGGAUGAAAGCAUUGGUGACCCUCUCCAGCGGGGACAUGCGCAGAGCUCUGAAUAUUUUGCAGAGCACCACCAUGGCCUUUGGGAAGGUGACAGAGGACACCGUGUACACCUGCACCGGGCACCCCCUGAAGUCUGACAUUGCCAACAUUCUCGACUGGAUGCUGAACCAGGACUUCUCCACUGCCUAUAAAAAAAUCCUGGAGCUGAAGACACUGAAGGGUUUGGCUCUGCAUGACAUCCUGACAGAGAUCCACUUAUUUGUGCACCGAGUUGACUUUCCACCUUCUGUCCGAAUCCAACUCCUGAUCAAAAUGGCAGACAUCGAGCACAGACUGGCUGCAGGUACAAGUGAGAAGAUUCAGCUAAGCUCCCUUAUUGCUGCUUUUCAAGUCACCAGGGAUUUGAUUGUAGCUGAGGCUUAGGUCCAGUGGCUUCCUGUGAGCACAGUUUACAUCCUCACCCCUCCCGCUAAGCAGUAAAAAAAGAAUGUCCUUGUCUGAACACGAGUCCAGUGGCUUCUGCAGUUCCUUACCCACUGUAUUAGAAGCCCCAUCUACUGGUGACAAUGUGGGGGACAAAUUUGACCUUCAGAUACGGGCACCUCGUUGCCCUUGACUUAAGGGGAACUCAGCACAAGUAGUUGAGGGAAGAAUUUAGCCCUUUGCAGCUAAGUGUGAGGUAAUGGACAACUUCUUAGCACUGUGUCUGUGUAAAAGCUGCAGCAUGAAAUACACCUUUGAAGGGAAGUAAGGUAGGUUCACCUCUUCCCUUACACCCAAGGAAGGGGUUGACUUUGUGGUGCACACUGUGUAGCUGAAGCUGGCUGUUGCUGGGUUUUGCUCCUUUCAUGUACUGGGAGACUCUGGUCCAAAUUCACAUCAGUGUAAGUAGCCAACUUUCCCUGAUUAAUGGAACUGUACUCCUACAGCAGCAGCAGACUUGACCCAUUUAACCUGCAGGAACUUUAAGGGUAGAAUUGUGUAUAGCAGAAGGGUGCUGAGCUUUCCCCUUGUAUGAGGCUUUAAAUGUUUCCCAUGACAAUUUCACAGGAGGAUCGUCUCAAACAGACAGGGUGUACCAUUACCUAGUGCAGAAUACAGGGGUCUCUUGAUUUAAUCAAUGCCCUACAGUCUGUAACCUGGCUUUACAGUAGCUGCUUCUGGCCUGCUAUCCUACAUUGCAGCAGGUUAGUUUAGUUACAGCCUAGGAAUGACAGCAUACAAGUAGUCAGUUGUAUGAAAGGGAAAUUUUUAUUUUGCCUCUUGAAGUUAACCUCUCAGGCUCCUGUGUACAUGAUGGUAAUACUACAGAUCAUGGUCAAGAAAAAAUUAAAACCGUCUUCAACUUCA
This is a messenger RNA of Gopherus evgoodei (Goodes thornscrub tortoise), 1999 nucleotides long. RefSeq names its product replication factor C subunit 5 (gene RFC5). The transcript has 11 exons. Gene Ontology annotation, biological process: DNA repair; DNA-templated DNA replication. Gene Ontology annotation, molecular function: ATP hydrolysis activity; DNA binding; ATP binding. Gene Ontology annotation, cellular component: DNA replication factor C complex; nucleus. NCBI's taxonomy places the organism in Eukaryota, Metazoa, Chordata, Testudines, Testudinidae. The coding region runs from base 56 to 1072 and encodes 338 amino acids. The record is from RefSeq and is a predicted model, not a curated record.